CCCAUCGGUGCCGCACAUGCUUGCUCCAUCGCACGCGGUCCUGCCUCCCCCUUCCCGCGCUAUAAUAAUCGCCCGAGCCGCAUCUCCGUCUCCUCGCCCCCGCGGCACAACUGAAGCGAGUGUCGCUAGCUACCACCACUAAACGAUCGACCGACCUCGCCAUCACCAUGAUGGGCGCCACCGGAGCGACGCGCUCAUCGGCGCCGCUGCUCCUGCCCUGCCUCCUCCUCGUCCUCGCCGCCGCCGCCGCGCUCGCCUCGGCCGAGAAGGCCACCGCGCCGCUCGUGCUCCCGUCGGCGGGGGCGAGGGCGGGCUCGUCAUCGCGCGAGCACCACCCGUGCCUGGACAAUCCGCCGGACAUGACGGCCACGGGAACGUUCGCGGGCUUCGUCGCCGACGACUUCCACGGCCUCAGGGCGUACCUCACCAGCUUCCGACGCACCGACCGCGCCGUCAUCCUCGCCUCCGACUACUACGGGUUUCAAGCACCGAAACUGAGGAAAAUAGCAGAUCAAGUUGCAGCUCUUGGGUAUUACGUUGUGGUUCCCGAUUUGUUGCAUGGCGAUCCUUACAAGGAAGGGGUUUCAUUCUCGGAAUGGCUCAAAACACACUCCCCGGCCGAUGCAGCUGAAAAAGUCAAGCCGCUCAUUGCUGCUUUGAAGAAGAAAUGGAAGACGAUUGGAGUAGGCAGUUAUUGCUGGGGUGCUAAGGUGGCCGUGGAACUAGCAAAAACUGAUGAAAUCCAGGCGGUUGUCAUUUCGCAUCCUGCACUAGUGACUGUUGAUGACAUGAAGGAGAUCAAAUGCCCCAUUGAGGUUCUCGGAGGUGAACUUGAUGCCCUUUCUCCACCAAAGCUAGUACACCAGUUUGAGCGUGCCUUGGAGCAAAACAAAGCUAUUGACCACUUCGUGAAGAUCUUCCCGAGGGUACCCCAUGGUUUCGCUUGCAGGUACAACUCCAGCGAUCCGUUCUCCGUGAAGACCGCGGAAGAAGCCCGCAAGGACAUGAUCAGCUGGUUCGGCAAACAUCUGAAGCACUGAGACAGAGAGCUUCCAGCUGCAUGCAGGGAUCUAGGAACACGUCUCCAGUAGUAGCAUCAGCUGAAUAAGUAGCUCCGCGCUCCACGGCCUCAUGUAUUAGGAAGUAGACGCAGUCGCUCCGCCUGAAUAACCCGCACGUCAGUGCAGCACUCUCUGGCCUCGGUCAUGUACUGUACUGAUGUAGCACUGUUGUGAGCUCAAUGGGCAGUUUUGUUGUCCUAGAGGGCAAAGCUAAUUUGAGAUAUCAAUUGUUAGGGUCCUGGGUGGAUAAACUGAGGUAAAUUGGGGUAGAUAGACCUAGGAAGGAGAGUUUGGGAAGAAGCAGAUGGGCUACAGAACUUGAUUUUUUUUUUAGACGACAAAUUGAUACAUACAUAUAGGUUGUAUAUAGCUCCUUUACACUUCACAAAAAAAAGUGUGAGAGAGAGAGACAAAGCCGAAUACAACAAAGUGACAAAAAGUUUCCGUUGCCGGGACUCGAACCCGGGUCUCUCGGGUGAGAGCCGAGUAUCCUAA
Messenger RNA from Phragmites australis (common reed), 1556 nucleotides. Its product is annotated as endo-1,3;1,4-beta-D-glucanase-like. Lineage: Eukaryota; Viridiplantae; Streptophyta; Magnoliopsida; Poales; Poaceae. The transcript is spliced from 7 exons. The coding region runs from base 168 to 1040 and encodes 290 amino acids. Gene Ontology annotation, molecular function: hydrolase activity. The record is from RefSeq and is a predicted model, not a curated record.